Messenger RNA from Frankliniella occidentalis (western flower thrips), 2552 nucleotides. RefSeq names its product protein misato (gene mst). Lineage: Eukaryota; Metazoa; Arthropoda; Insecta; Thysanoptera; Thripidae. The transcript is spliced from 8 exons. The coding region runs from base 549 to 2213 and encodes 554 amino acids. Gene Ontology annotation, cellular component: cytoplasm. The record is from RefSeq and is a predicted model, not a curated record. Gene Ontology annotation, biological process: mitochondrion distribution.
GACACCACUUGCCCGAGUGAGUGACUUCGACUCACACACACGGGACUGGUGAGGUUAUGUUGACACUCGUGCGGGCUGCGGGCGCGGGCUGGCCACCCCUCUCUCUCUCUACACACUAGGGACGGACCGGUUCCACACUGUCUCUGUCUCUCGCUCACUCGCAUGCCCACGCCCUACCCAUUCGCUCUCUUGUCCGGCGGCGCGGCGGGCUCGCGGGGCCGUGCCUAGCACAUGUCGCGGGCGAUGCCUGCCCCUGGUGGGUAGGCAGCCAGCACAGGAUCACGGCGGGGCGCGGGGGCCCGCUUGCACUCCGCCCGACAGGCAGGCCGGCACUGUCGACUCGACUCGACUCGACUCGUCCCGCGACCCACGGCGCCUGGCGCGGCCGGCGCGACUCGACGCCCCCUCGACAACGAACGAACGGGGCACCCAGCGCGGGGUAGCGACAGCGCGCUCCACCGGGGAUACCCCGAACCGUGGCAUCGAUACUCCUGGCUCGCAUUUACUCUCACACCGUCAUACACCAUACACCGCAGUCACAACAAACAAUGGCAACCGCUCGAGAAAUCCUCACGAUUCAGUUGGGGCACUAUUCCAACUUUGUUGGAACUCACUGGUGGAACUCACAGGAAGCUGGAUUUAACUACUCUGGAAAACCUUCAGAUAUAAAUCAUGAUAUAUUAUUCAGAGAAGGCAUCAACUCUCAGAACCAGGUCACCUUUACUCCUCGUUUGCUGCUUGUGGAUCUAAAGGGAAGUCUCCAACAUCUGCGGAUUCAAGGAGAACUCUACGAUGUACCCGUUCCUGAUGUCAAUGAAGCUCCAUGGCCGACAGAUAAAGUGCAAGUGGAAGUUUCUCCUGAAAAGGAAGAGAAAAAUGAAUUCCUGAAAGAUGUUGAGACUGGUAAUGCAAGUUCUGCAGGAGGUGGAGAUGGCACUCCUAAACCCGCUAAAGUUUAUAAUUUAGACAAUGAUGUGAAAACCUGGAGCAACUUUCUAGUAUCUCGAUUUCAUCCACGCACUGUGUUAGUAUCAAAUGAAUAUGAGCACAAUUCAGAACAGCAACCAUUUGAUAUCUAUAACUAUGGAACAAAUUUAUUUAAAAAUCGAGACUUUGAGGAAGACCUGACUGAUCGUAUUCGUAACUAUAUGGAGGAAUGUGAUAAUGCACAAGGCUUCCAAAUUCUUUAUGAUGGUACAGAUGGAUUUGGAGGUAUUGCCAGUAGUCUGUCAGAGUUCUUGGCAGAUGAAUAUCGUAACAAAAGUAUUCUUGCUGUACCUCUCAUUUCUCCAAUUGGAGACAUAACACCUUUACAAGAGUGUGUAAGGACAGUUAACUUUGCACUUAGCUUGCAAAAAGUUUCUGAGCUAGUGUCAUUUGUUGUUCCUCUUGGGACAGACAGUACAAACUGGAGAAGUGCAGGUGCACCUCGUACUUUCCCUCACCUUCAAUAUAAUGCAUCUUCACCAUACCACACGAGUGCCAUACUUGCCUCUGCCAUUGAUACCUUCUCACUACGAUAUCGGCUGAAAACUGGUUCUGAUCGGAUGUCUGAUAUGAUUGAUCCAAUGAGCCGCCAUGGCCGAAGGGUCGCUUGCUGUUCAUUGGGACUUCCAUUUGGCAUACAGGAAGGUGGCAAUCUUCUACAUACACUUGAGACUUGGGAAGGCCCUCUAUGGACAUCCAUUACACCCCACUGUGAUCCUGAUAUGGAGGAUCUUACUAAAAGACUGUGGAUGCAAUCUGUGGUUCUUAGGGGAAUUCCACAAUCAAGACUGAGAGGAGCUGUCAACAAUGAAGGAGGUGCAAAUCCAGGAAUGCCAUGUGACAGUCCGUCACAGCUGCUGCAAGCUUACCUAUCUUUCAGCACAAAUGGCACUUAUUCCCAUGUCUCAUCAAGUGAGGCACUCUGGAAGGUGAAGCCCCCUUUUCCUCGUAUUUUCAAGCCGUCAGUUGCUCUUAAUGGAGAUAUUCUCAGUCAUGGUAGCAGAUCUGAACUUUUAAAUAUGAAUGAGGUACCUGUCGUUGCUAGUGUUAACAGUUGUGAUUCUAUUGGAGUAAUGUUGAAAUCACUACACUCAGAAACAGCUAGACUCAAUAUCCGGCGUUUCCCUGCAUAUGCUAAAGCAGGUCUUGAAGCUGAUGAAUAUGAAGAAAGUCUAGAGAGUUUGUAUGCUUUGGCAGAAAACUAUGAUGAAAAGUAUGAAAUCUAAAAUAUCACGAACUAACAAACUCAUUUUAAAAGUGCCAUUUAUUGCGUAUCUUUUAUCAUGCUCCUACACUUGCCAGAAAAUAUCAUGUUGGUGUAACAAUAAGAAACUAAUCUGUCCCAUUAACAGAAUGUAUUGCAAGAAUUUCAAAUGAAUGUGUAAAAUGUUAGUCGGAUUACUUUUCUAUAUCUUGUUUCAAUUUUUAGUUGGUAGUGAUGAUAUGCAAAGGAAUUUUUAAGACUGUGUGGAUUUAAUGUCUUUUCUGUCCACGACCGCAUUGUUAAAAAUUUAUUGUGUCGUUAAUUUCUGAAAGUUUCACACCAUAAAGCACUUUUAUUUUAA